Priapulus caudatus is the source of this 2256-nucleotide messenger RNA. RefSeq lists its product as uncharacterized. The transcript is spliced from 3 exons. The coding region runs from base 155 to 1504 and encodes 449 amino acids. Lineage: Eukaryota; Metazoa; Priapulida; Priapulimorpha; Priapulimorphida; Priapulidae. The record is from RefSeq and is a predicted model, not a curated record.
CCUGACCCCAUAUGCCUGACCCCACCCCCGGUGUCGAACGUUUCAUUGUUCAUUUAUUGUUAAAAGCUUUACGAUGUCGGGCCCUCGUGACGAAGAGCUUGAGGGACGCUAAGGAACACUAAUAUAUAAUCAGGAAUCGCUUAUUGUUACCGGAAUGUCGCAAUCGUUACUGAAGGCAGCUGUGUGCGUGGUCAGAGCUGCGAGGCCACGAAUCGGCGACGCAUUCUCCGCGUCCGUCCGGCAAUCCUGCCGUGUCGCGACGUCGGGCUCCCCGACGGGAUGCGAGCGCGUGCAGUCGGCGAUGCGACCCGGUCGCAUCGGUGCCUCAUCACAAGUUGCCUGCCUUCAUACGGACCCAUGGCGCGGCGACGACAGCGCGAAUGCGACCGAGACGGACGAUGCGCGGCCCGACGCGUUUGACUCUCUCAUCCAGAGACUACACCGCCGGCGGGGUCGCAUGAACGACAGCGGCGCAACGCGGGGUCGCCCGGACAACGACGGCGGCGCAACGCGGGGUCGCCCGGACAAUGACGGCGGUGCUGUGCGGGAUCACCCCGAGGUCAAGGUCGAGGUCGACGAGGCGUACGACACGCAGCUGUCGAUGAUGCUCGCCGACGCCGCGUUGCUAGGUGGCGCCACGGUGCUGUUCCGCGAGAGCUGCGCGCGCGACGUAUACCCGUCGUUCGAGACGAUGCAGCGGCUCGUCGUGUCGCACAGCAAGCAGGGGGCGCUGCACGAGAUCGACUUCGUCGGCAGCGUCUGCAGCGCCAUCUACCCGGCGAAGCACCGGCGCGCGCUUGCCUUCCAGCACUAUGUUGCCGAGGCGCACGGCCACAACGGCCGCUUUGCGCAGUCCAUGCGGCUGUUCGGCGCCCUCUACCGGCGGCACGUGGCAAGCCGCGGCAAGAUUGCGAACCUAUCGAAGUUUGUGAUGGCGAAGAUCGUGCGCGCGAGCGAAUCAAGCGGCGGCGGUGAGGGCGACGACCCCGUGGAUCACGCGCUGGCGUUUGCGGAGCUGUGUCGCGUGUGCAGCGGCAGCCUGCGGCCCGCGUCCAACCUGUGGAAGCUGCUGCUGCUCAGCCGGCAUCCGUCGCACCGGCAGCUCGCCGACCGGCUGCCGGACGACUUCCCGGGGCUUCACGAAGCCAUCUGCGAGAAGCUGCGGCCGCUGUGCGACGAGGUGCUCGCGCAGAAUCGCGCCGACGUGUUGUACCGGCUCGUGAGCGUUGUUGAGCACAGAAAGAUGGCCGACCACAAGCCGAUGGUCUUCAACGGUCUGAUGCAGCUCUACUGUGACAACUCCGAUCUUGAGGGCGCUGCUGAGGUCUUCUGGUAUGCACAAAAGAACAACAUCAGGUUGUCAGCCGAUGCUGUGAAGAGCUUGGUGAAUCUGUACUACGUCAUGCAGAAGAGCGUGCCCAUUGAGGUACUGCAGCAGAAGUACAACUACCAUCCUGCAGCGGAGAGUGCCACCAAGUCUAAACCGCCCGGUUUUUCAUUUUAGUUUGGGGUGGGAAUUUCUUACCCUUUGUUUGCAACAUGGUUAUGUCAUGAACAUGAAUGGAUUCAAUGAUAAAUUGCGGACGUAGUCACGUUAUUAAUGUGAUAAGUUUAUCUGUAAUUUCUCCCACGAUUAUCGUUGUUUAACCCGAGUGACAUCCUGUCAACAAUGUGAAUGUGGCGUUCACCGCCUCUUCACCUAAGCACAUGAUAUUUGACAGAUAGGAUGCUGUGUAAAAAUAUAACCUCAGUCUAAAAAUAUGUUGCGGUAAGUAUAUACUAUGCUGAACAUCUAAUCAGUGGAUUAAUGUGGAUGGAAUAGUUGUUUACUCAAUACAACCAUGUCCAUAUAUAUUUGCAAAAGACACACAUAAAUAGAUAAUUUUUUUCUAUUGGUUUGCCAUGGUUGAUGUGUGGAUAGUAUGAAAUAGAACCAGCCUGUAUGCAUGUGGUAUUCGAGAUAACAUUGUAUUUGAAGUUCCAUAUUUGCUUACAGUGUUUUGAAUCAAUUCCAAGUCUUGGCCUUCAGUAGUCCUUCAGUGUAAAAAUGUACAUUACUGCUAAGAGUGUUGGAACCUAUAAUGAAAAGACAUGCUACCUGUUAAUGCAUAUAUGUCAGGAAUAAUUAAUAUGGGUUAUUUACUCAUGAUGUAGGUAUAUUAUUACUCAAAACAAUAUUUAUUGUUAUUAUCCUUCUUUAUUGACAGUCACAAUUUGUAAGUGUUGACAAAUAGCAAGUGUACAUUUCACCGUGUA